AUGUCGCAAUUAGUCAAGUCCUCCUACGGUAAAGCCAACGUCAAGUUCCUCAAGGUGAAGAAGGACCGGCAAAACCCGAAGAAGCAAGAAGUGAUCGAGGCCAACGUCAUGGUGUUGUUGCGCGGCGGCUUCGACGAGCUGUACACCAAGGCCGACAACUCGCUGAUUGUGCCUACCGACACCGUCAAAAACACCAUUUUGGUGGAAGCGAAGACCUCCGAAGUGUGGCCGUUGGAAAGAUUCGCCGCCCACUUGGCCAAGCACUUCACCGAGAAAUACAGUCACGUGGACGGCGUCGAGGUGCUGAUCAUCCAGCAGAGAUGGUCAAAAUACCCGUUGUCUAACGGCAAAGUGCACGACCACUCGUUCAAGCACGAAGGGCCCGAGACCAAGCGCAUCCACUUGGACUACGACAAGCGGUCGGGCAAAUUGGUGCUCACCGCGGGGAUCAAGGACUUGACGGUGCUCAAGCUGACGGGGUCGAUGUUCUACGGCUUCCACGAAUGCGACUACACCACGUUGAAGCCCACUACCGACAGAAUCUUGUCCACCGACGUUGAUGCUACUUGGGAGUUCGACCCCAAGGCGUUGCCCGACUUGAACUCGGUGUUCCAGGCCGCCGACAAGGGUCUCUUUGAUUACACUUACAACACCGCCCGCCAGGUCACCUUGGAGUUGUUUGCCUUGGAAAACUCGGCGUCGGUGCAAGCGACGAUGUACAACAUGUCGGCCGAGAUCCUCGCCAAGGUGCCCGAGGUGAAGGAGGUGUCGUACGCGUUGCCCAACAAGCACUACAUCUUGUUCAACUUGGAGUGGAAGGGGAUCAAGGACAACGACGACUUGUUCUACCCGGCGUCGGACCCCAACGGGUACAUCAAGUCGACGGUGGGGAGACAGGGCGCCAACGCCAAGCUCUAG
Diutina rugosa is the source of this 918-nucleotide messenger RNA. RefSeq lists its product as uncharacterized. NCBI's taxonomy places the organism in Eukaryota, Fungi, Ascomycota, Pichiomycetes, Serinales, Debaryomycetaceae. The record is from RefSeq and is a predicted model, not a curated record. Gene Ontology annotation, cellular component: peroxisome. Gene Ontology annotation, biological process: purine nucleobase catabolic process; urate catabolic process. The transcript has a single exon. Gene Ontology annotation, molecular function: urate oxidase activity. The coding region runs from base 1 to 918 and encodes 305 amino acids.